AGUGCUUGUAAUCGGGAACCUUGAUCUCAACAACAAAUACGCCUCGACUGAGAUUUGCGAGUGUGUCUGGUUUUCGUGACAUGAGAACCUGCCUCAUACAACUUUCUUUUCAGAUAUCCUGACGGUUCUGAUCGCCCAGUCUAAUUGCGCGUACUUGUGCCAACGUGUACUGGAUAGGACCUAGGAAGGUAUUUUUUGCAAGCAAAGUUCUUGCUAGAUAUCUUGUCUAGAUUGACUUCAAUUCUCUAAGAGGAAUCUAUCUUGACCCUACCGGCCGUGUACGACUUUGACCGAGCCCAAACUGUAUCCCGCGGCCAUGGCCGCCAAUAUGCCACAAAUGGGUGGCGGCGGUGUACGGCAGCGACCGCCCCACCAGCAGUUGUCGCAUCUCGUUUAUACGCAGAUUAUGGGACAAGGCAUUCAGACUGGUGGCUGGCAAGAUCAAGUACAGGUCAACCUACGGGUUAGUAACGCGAUGAAUUUGAUCUCUAACUCGUUUCUUGCCAUGCCUACUCUUGAUUCGCAGCAGCUCGUAAGCCAUGGCUUGGCCUUUGAACGAGAUGCCUUUCUGAACUCGCCAGAUAAGGGGACUUACGAUCAGAAGAUUGGUGGUCGUGUUCAAGAGCUCUUCAAACGGCGGCAAGCACAUGAGCAGAGCCUCCAAAGCACCCUGAAUGCCCAGGCCGCUGCUCAAGCCCAUGCUCAAGCCCAUGCUCAAGCCCAUGCUCAAGCCCAGACGCAGCAGAUGCUAAUAAACCAGAACAUGAUGCCCAGGGGUAUGGGACAACCACCACAGCAGGGCUUCCAGCAUCUCCAGCAACAGAUGCAACCAUCGCCGAUUCCCCAGCAGCCUCAUCAACCGGGAAUGGGUAUGGGGGGCCAGGGUGGCCUCCCCAUGAAUCCAAAUCAGCCGCAGAUGCAGAUGGGUGUAGCACAGAUGCGUUCUCAGCUACCGAUGAAUGCCACCUUGGCAAGUCUACCGCCUCAAGAUAGGACGAAAAUUAUGCAAUUGGCUCUGGCGAAAUUGAACCAAACUUCGGAACAACAGCGGAAUGCGCUGCGUAGUAUGUUACAACAGCGACUCACCCCCCAGCAGAUGGCGCAGUUGCAGGCAGAUAAUCAGGACCCACUUCUAUUCCAUUUACAGACUCAGAUGUUACAGGCGUUUAAGGGACAGGGAGGUGGUAAUGGUGGCAAUCAAGCCGCAUUACAGAUGCAAGCCCAGCAGCGACAGAUGAACCAGUCUGGGCAACAGUUGGUCGGGGUUCCCAAUAGCGAGUUUGGUCCAUUUUCGAACGUCGAGAGCAUCAUGAACCAGCAGAAGGCAGGACUACUCGCUCAGGAAGCAGGACAGAUGGUGGUGCCUGCAAGUAAUGGACCCGGCCGGAAUGCCACACCUCAACCUAUGGGCGGAAUGCAAGGCCCUAAUCCUGGUAACCAUCCUGGACCUAACCAGUCCGGUAUCCCUAAUCAAAUGCCACAACAGUUCAACCUGCCACAAGCUCAACAGUUAAAGAUGGACCAAAGGGCAGCCCAGUCGCAGGCGCAGAUUAGAGCGCAGGCGCAGGCUAAACAAAUGCAGGGCCAGCCCGGUGGAUUAAACGGUGGCGCCAUCUCUCAAAGCCCUGGCAUGAACACUCUGAACACACCAGUUCGCCGGACUCCAGUCAUGGGCCAGCCGGAAGGGCAGCAGCAAAUGGGUCAACCCAACGGGCCUUUCGGGCAAGGACUAGACCCGCGUUUCAAUCAAGGAAAUCAGCGGCCGCAGAUGGGUGGAAACCCAAUGAACAAUCAGCACAUUCUCAACAGCGUCCUUGCCCAGAUGGCACCCGACCAGCGUAAUACAUUUAUGAGCUUGCCACCGGAGAAGAGAAAUGAGAUGUUAAUGAAAUGGUCUGCUAAUCCAGCUGCGAGGGCGGGCAUGGGCCAGGCACCUGGACGCAGUCAGCCUCAGCCAGGCCAGUUCGGACAGGGCAACCCUAUGGCUCAAUUUAACCCAGGAAAUAAUAUGGGCCAAACACCCAAUCCUGGCAUGCCGAUGAAUCCUCAGAACCAAAUGCUGCUUCAACAGCAGAUGAACAGGAUGAGGAACAUGCAGCCCCAAGGUCGACCUCAAAUGCCCCAGGACGUCAAUAAUUAUAUGGAUGGAAUGGAUGUACCAGGAAGAAUACUGGACCAGCUGAAAACAAACCAGCCAGUACCACAGGAGAUCAAGAAGUGGACUCACCUCAAGCAGUGGCUUGCCCAGAAGAAUGCCAGUCCCCAUGUCAUGCAGCAGCUAUUGGGUUUCCAGACUGCACAGUUCCAGAGCAUGAUGAAGCAAAGGGCGGCAAAUAAUCAGAUGGCCCAACCUAAUAUGCCGCAGCAGGGACCGCAAAUCCCAAAUGCGCAAAUGCCUAUGCAGCCAGGUGUUAACAUGGGCCCAUUUGCGGGUAUUACGAUUAGUCCCGCCGACUUUCAACAGGCUAAAAAUCACGAGAGGUUCAAGGGCUGGCCAGAUGAGAAGAUCAAGACGGCUCUCAUGCAAAUGAAGCUAACUCAAAUGAGAGCUAAAGCAAACGGACAGGCACCCAAUGCACAAAUGCAGACACCCCAGACCUCUCAACCACCUAACAACAACCUUGCCAUAUCAGCCCCGCCGCCAAAUCCUUCAAGCACCCUCCAGCAAAGACCGCAAAAUGCGGGACCUGAUGCUAAUUCUACAGGCCCUGCGGCGCCUGUAAGGAAUAGGCAACUUCAAAACAAUCGUCCGCCGCCUUCGACCUCGACCGCCCCUCAGAAGAAUAGUCUAAAGCGUGCGAGCACGGAUGAUGUAGUCGAAGUGCCGAACCCGUCGGGCACUCCAGUCCAGCGUCCAGCGUCCCAACAGGCUCAGGCCACCGGGCCUCUACCACAAUUCCAUCUUCCACCGGCUCAACUUGCCGCUCUUCCGCCUGAGCAGAGGAAUAAGUACGAAGCCAUGAUGAAAUCUCGACAGGCGGCGGCGGCUGGAGGUGUUGGUGUACAGCAGCCGCAAAUAUCUGAGGCAAUGCAGCAUCUGAGAUCUAUUAAUAAAGAGGAGCAAAUGAAUGCGGCCAGAGAGCCGUACCAGGAAAUCCCAAUGAACCCGGAACAAUAUCAAGAUAUGGCUCAGAAGAUCCAGUAUAUGGUCAGCGAAAUGGGCAAGUUCAGCAAAGCAUUAGCAAUGUGGUACACUCUAACACGAGACGAUAACCGCGCUAGAAUGUUCUUCAGAAUGCGAUUUCGCCUGGGUAAACAAUUCGCAGAUGGCGAGAUGACAACUCUCAAGAAGGCAUUCUCCUUGAAACCGAAUGAGCUGGAUAGCGUACGAGCGAUGAUGGAGGGCAUGGGUAGGGACGUGACCAACCAGUAUCCGCAAGUUAUGAAGAGAAAUGCUACCCAACAGCAACAUGCCCCAGAACCAGGACCUCAGCAGGGGGGUAGCGAAAACACCGCAACACCACCGAUGGGAGCGCCGACGCCGUUAAACGCUGCUAACCUCGAGAAGCAAAAUGCAUUGAACAAAAUACACCAAAGAACCACCAGCAAGAAUGGACAACCACCGGCUGCGCCAACUACCUCUCAACCUCCGUUCCCCUUUGGCGCCCAGUCACCCAACGGUCAGCCUACAUAUAUUGGGAAACCUGCUGUUACCCAAGCUGAUCUCCAACUACCCGCUCGCAAGAGACCCAAAACCAAUGGCCAGCCAGGUCUUAGUUCGGGCGGCGUGAGCGCGAGUCCAUCUCCCCAAGUUCAAAAGGCAUCGUCCCCAGAAUUACUCAAGCGACAGACGCCGGCAGAACACACAACGCCAAAAUUAGCAUACCAGUGUCCCGAGCUAAGCUGCGAGGCACACAGUACCGGCUUUGCUACCGAAGAGGCUCGACGAAACCAUAUCGAGGAGGAGCACGUGAAGCCCUCGCAGAACCCGUUCAAGUUCGUGACCGAGAGCCUUGCUACCAGGCUCGGAUUAGAUCCGGACGGCCACCCGAAGGCGCCACCGAACGCCUCGACAACGGCCCCUCCGAUGGCACUCGAUCCCUCGAAACAGGGUCAAACGCCGGCGAGCCGAGCCGAUGCGACGCCAAUGUCUCGCGAACCCUCGAUGAAGAGGCAAGGUAGUGCCGCGGGCGCCAAACCCACGGACCUAGUUAAAGCGAUGGCUGGAAAGACUAGCACACCAAAGGCCGACGUCGGAACUCAGAGUGGAGAUGGUACUAUAGCGCCUGCGAAGACGUCUGGCGCAGAUGGAGCCUGGCCGAUGACAACUAUAGACCCACAAGAUCUGCUCCAGAACCUUGGGGGUAUCGAAAGUGGCGGCGGAGGUGCUAUUUUCGACAUGAACGUGUACCGGGCAAUAACACCAAACGACACACCAGAGUCGAGCAAAGACAGCGCAGGUUCAGAACCGAACAGCGACGUUUCGGAAGGUGUGUCGCUUAAUCUGCAGUUGAACAUGGGGCCCGACCCGAACAUGGGGUUCGACAAAUGGCAGCCAUUCGGAAUCGGGCAGAAUGACUUGGACUCUGCCGACAUGAACAUGAGCGGUAUGGACCUGGGUAUUACGGAUGAAAAUACGAUGCCGCUGUUUUCGUGGGAUGACGUGAACCCCGACUUUGUGAAGGAGUUUACACUAGACGAGAGUUUCUACUCCCUCGAGACGACAUGAAGGAGCGGUGGACUAGAGUUCUUUAAUAGUUUUUUUUUUUUUUUUUUUUUUUUUUUUUACCCCCACAAUGAAUAAUGAGGCAUUGGUAAAGACUGGCAAGUCUAUACGAGUUCGGCCAGGUAAGGAAGGGCUUGGCCGGGGCGUUCGGGGAG
Daldinia decipiens is the source of this 4821-nucleotide messenger RNA. RefSeq lists its product as uncharacterized. Gene Ontology annotation, cellular component: mediator complex. The record is from RefSeq and is a predicted model, not a curated record. The transcript has 4 exons. Gene Ontology annotation, molecular function: transcription coregulator activity. NCBI's taxonomy places the organism in Eukaryota, Fungi, Ascomycota, Sordariomycetes, Xylariales, Hypoxylaceae. Gene Ontology annotation, biological process: regulation of transcription by RNA polymerase II. Bases 317 to 4669 code for a protein of 1450 amino acids.